CCCGCCACGAUUACGUAUUAUACCACGUGGGUUAUCAAACCAUGUGACUCUCAUUCAAGUUCAGAUCACUCGUGUUUACAUGACUAUCACAACUGUCAAACAGCGGUCAGAGCACGCUAAACGUGUAUGUAUUGAGCAUGAAAGUCACCAAUCUCAGCAGGAUCUGCUUUAUCUUGUGUGGAAUCAUCGUCCUUCUGUCCUCGGUGUUUGCGGAAUGUCCUGUUGGCAACAUUUUGAAUAACCUGUCUCAGACGUGUGUACGCUGUGUUGAUGUCUGCGACCUCGCACGUGAUCCUGGCUGUCUCAGUCGAUGUCUGGGUACAACAUUAGCGUCUGAUUUGAGGAGGUCGAACAGGCGCCGUCGGGAUAUUUUCAGUCAGAAAUGCAUCGACGUCGAAUGCGCGGACUUCUUCUACUGCGACCCCGGGGUCGGGGAGUGCACGCCCUGUGACCAGCAGUGUGAUCACCACCGCAUCCAGGGCACAACAGAACAAUGUCGCCACAAUUGCCCAAAGUACUUCAUCCGUAUGGAAAGUACAACAUCACAAGCUCCACACAACGAAGUCCCAAAUCGCAGCACUACCGUGGAGCCUGGAGGCACAAGUACCCACUCUGAUGAGCAGCAGUUGGACAGCGAUCACAACACUCGGAGUGACGAGUUUAUCAUCGGCAUCGCAAUUAUUGUCAUUCUGAUCAGUCUGGCCGGUAUUGCGGUACUGCUGUGGAAAAGGAAGUAUCUGGCCAAGAUGUGUCGCCCAACCUCAGAGCCAGAAGAACAGAAAUCAUCUCUACCUUGCUCUCAAGAGGGGGAAGGGGAGCUCAUCAAUUCAAGAACUCCGCUCACAGGACCACGUGGCCCCAUUGCCCAAGAAAAGAACUUCCCUAAAGCUGAAAGUGGGAACCCCACAAGAGACCUGGGACUUGAGAUGGGCCACCCAGAGAUCUGCAUUCCUUACACAGAGGUGGACGGCCCUGGUACACACUCCACGGCACCCAAGACGCUGUGUUGAGCUGUGUAGUUAAGCUGAAGGGGU
Messenger RNA from Haliotis rubra (blacklip abalone), 1034 nucleotides. RefSeq lists its product as uncharacterized. NCBI's taxonomy places the organism in Eukaryota, Metazoa, Mollusca, Gastropoda, Lepetellida, Haliotidae. Bases 138 to 1010 code for a protein of 290 amino acids. The record is from RefSeq and is a predicted model, not a curated record. The transcript has 4 exons.